GUUUUCUUGGUGGAGUUUGUGGUCAGUAGUGUAGUAUAAUGAGGUUUUACAGUUCUGUUGGGGUUCUUUGCCUCUUGUUUGUGGCUACAUUGGCGGGAAAGACAUUGAAUAUCCCAGAAAAAUGGCAUACAGUUGAUUUCACACAUUUCUGGCCUGUUGAUGAGGUCAAUGCCUAUAUUGAUGAGGUUGCUGAAGCAAACCCCGAUCAAGUUCAGGUAAUCACUGCUAGGUAUAGUCGUGAAGUGAGACCUAUCAAUGCUGUAAAAAUCUCAUCGGAUCAGUUUGCUAAUCGUCCAGUUGUAUUUAUUGAAGCAGGAAUCCGACCAAGGGAUUGGGCUGGACAUAUGGUGGCUAUUCGAGUUAUGCAUGAAUUCUUUUCACAUUAUUACAACUACUUGGAUGUUCUUGAGGAGAUCGAUAUUAUUAUUAUGCCAGUAUCUAAUCCCGAUGGCUAUGAGUUUUCCAGAAACGAGGAUCGUGGCUGGACUAAGAAUCGUCAAUUGAAUGUUGGAUCGGACUGCGUGGGUGUCAGUGUCUACCACAACUUCGCACCAGGUUUCUAUGUGACCCCUGAUCCAUGUGAAGGUCACUUCUCUGGUCCGAGUGCCAUGUCUGAACAAGAAUCGCGUGCUGUAAAUCAUAUUCUUGAGCAAUUCAAUGUGAUUGCUUUCUUCAGUCUACAAGCUGGUGGAGCUAGAGCCAAUUAUGGUUCCAACAUUCUCUAUCCCUUCGGCUACAGAUUCACAGUUCCACCAAAUGAACAUGAACUGUUUGUUUUUGGUGAUGCUCUAUCGAAUGUCUUCCGUCAGGCUGGUGGACGUCGCUAUUCUGUAGGUCCAGCUCACAACCUCUGGUAUGAUCCUCAUGGCAACAGUCUGGAUCACGCAUCCGAAGUCAGGAACAUCACAUUCCCCUACACAAUUGAAAUGCCAUACUUUGGAGAACAUGGAUAUGAUAUUGUUGAGUCAGAAAUUGAACCAUUGGUGGAAUCUACCUUGCCUGGAUUUAUCUUCAUCGUAAACUUCUUCGCUGGACUAAAUGUAUAGAAUCACCACCAGAUUAUCAGCUUUCUCAAAAUUUUAUGAUCAAUAAAACCACUUCAUUAAGACAA
Phlebotomus papatasi is the source of this 1111-nucleotide messenger RNA. Its product is annotated as carboxypeptidase B-like. Gene Ontology annotation, molecular function: metallocarboxypeptidase activity; zinc ion binding. Lineage: Eukaryota; Metazoa; Arthropoda; Insecta; Diptera; Psychodidae. The transcript is spliced from 5 exons. The record is from RefSeq and is a predicted model, not a curated record. Gene Ontology annotation, biological process: proteolysis. The coding region runs from base 39 to 1046 and encodes 335 amino acids.